CAACUCUAUCUGCACAAGGCUGGACAGCGCCAUGGUUAUGGACUUCAGCCUCAGCCUUUCUUAGAACUUCUUCCAUCCUCUCUCUUGUGAGAAGAAGCAACUCGUAGGCUUCUACAACUCCAGUACCUCACCGAAAAAAUAUUGCAUGCCGAUCCACACUCCAAAAUGAGCCGACUUCCACUCACAUAUUUCUCCGGCAUGUCAGCCUCGUCAGCCUACCAGUCUAACGACUUUCCAGACGAGCCACCACCAGCUUACGACUCCUCUUACCGGAACACGACGAACCCUUUCCGGAACGAGUUCACUACUUACCAGAGCGAGUUCACUCCGGACGAUUUCGCUGCCUACCAAGAUGGCUUCGACUACGAAAUCGAAGGCCCGCCGUUCACGUGUGGCAUCUGCAUGGACGACAAACCACGAUCUGACUCCUACGUUUUCGACUGCGAGUCAAGCCACACCUUCUGCCGUGACUGCUCUCGCGAGGUCGUGCGAGGCGACAUCGAAGGCAACAAAGUCCCCAGAUGCCCUGGUGAACGUUGCAAGCACGAGCUCAGCGAGCAGGAAAUGAAGCAGCUUCUUCCUGAGCAACUCGAGAAAUACAGCACUAUGCUGCUCAACCGCCUCGUUUCCCAAGGCCCGUUCCUCGUCUGUAAAUGCAAACAUGUCAUGGCGGCGCAUUCAGCAGGCGAGCAGGAGCGCGUCGAAUGCCCAAAGUGUCGCUACACGUUCUGCUCGCUCUGCAACGAGGACUACCACUACCGCUGCACUUGCCAGGAGCUCAAGCAGUACCGCAAUAUCUGGACGGCGUGGCUGCGCAAGGGGAGGAACGACUACCAGUCGACCGUCGCGCAACAGGAACGGCGGCAGAAGCAGCAGUACGAGAAGCAGACGAAGGAGUUCGUCGCCGCGCAGAAGAAGCACGAGGAAGAUCGCGCUGCGGCCUUACGAGCGUUCGAGACGCUCCAGCAGGACGAACAGUACAAAGCCCGCAGCGCUCGCAUGUGCCCGCACUGUGGCCGUGUGGUCGAGAAGAUCACGGGCUGCGACACCAUGACGUGUGGGCAGGACGCGCAUGGUGGAAACGUCCAGAGUGGAUGUGGGAGGGGUUUCACCUGGACCAGUGCACCGAUGUAUCGGGCCGCUGCGGUCAACACGCCAACGAUUGAGGCUUUCGUGGCCCAAGCGCCGCAGCAGGCGGGCACGCAAGGGUUUCGGCAUGAGUAUGCUCGAUGCGAUAACUGUGGCUCAGAGGAGAUCGUCGGGCUUAAGUUUGAGUGCCUCAAUUGUCCUGCGUAUGACUUGUGCGGGAAGUGCGAGAGGAAUGGGACCAGGCAUGAUCAGAGGCAUGUCUUUAGGAUUUGGAAGAACGAUAGGGAUAAUGGGCUUCAGUAGGGAUACUCUCGAGGGGUGGAGCGAUUUUCUUCCUAGUGUUUGUAGUUCUAUGGGCCAUUCUGAUGGUUUCGAUGGCGUUUGCUGCUUGGAGAAAUGGAAGUGGAAGGGAAAAUAUGAGAGCUUUGAGCCUGUGUCAUGCAAUCCCUACAUCGAUCAUUUCAUGACUCAUGAGCUUAAGGUGGCGCCUACAUAUCGACUUCAAUUUCUAGCAGGCAGCAACAUCAAAUCACAAACUGUAACGUAGGUGAUGGGGUUAUUACGCACGAGG
Messenger RNA from Mytilinidion resinicola, 1660 nucleotides. RefSeq lists its product as uncharacterized. The record is from RefSeq and is a predicted model, not a curated record. The transcript has a single exon. Bases 166 to 1392 code for a protein of 408 amino acids. Gene Ontology annotation, molecular function: ubiquitin protein ligase activity; zinc ion binding; ubiquitin conjugating enzyme binding. Lineage: Eukaryota; Fungi; Ascomycota; Dothideomycetes; Mytilinidiales; Mytilinidiaceae. Gene Ontology annotation, biological process: positive regulation of proteasomal ubiquitin-dependent protein catabolic process; protein polyubiquitination; ubiquitin-dependent protein catabolic process. Gene Ontology annotation, cellular component: cytoplasm; ubiquitin ligase complex.